Molecule: messenger RNA, 549 nt
Organism: Gastrolobium bilobum
Lineage: Eukaryota; Viridiplantae; Streptophyta; Magnoliopsida; Fabales; Fabaceae
Exons: 2
Coding region: 16-309 (97 amino acids)
Source: RefSeq, a predicted model, not a curated record
CAGAUAUACUGUUUGAUGAAUUGCCUGUGUAUGGAAACAGAUUCAUGUGAUGCAUUGCAUCCUAGGCCCCAGGUGAAAGCCACACUUCGCCUUGGCACAGAAUCAUAUUCUGUUCAGGCAAACAAAGGUUCUUUAUCAGAGCAAUUAGUUUUAUUGAAAGAGGAAAGCAUGACCAUAUUGAAGGAUUUCAUAACAAAGCAUAAUGUUCCUCACGAUGUCCCAGAUGAGUUAUUAGAAGCAUCUUCAGAAGAUGAUGAUGAUAUUCCUGAGAAGCCUCAAGUGAAGUCUAAGAAAACUAAGAUCACUUAGCUUUUGAAAUAUGUCAGAUUUGUCUGAGUGCUUUGAUGUGUGUAACAUUUAGUUAGUUUAUUGAAAAAUUUACAGAAUACUUUUGGAUGACAGACAGCACCUACCGACUUUUAGCUUUAUGGAAAUAGUAUUGUGUCUUCAUAUGUUUUUAGUUGCUCUUCCGUUAAUCUGCCAUAGUCUGUACUGUGUGGUUCUUUUUGCAGCUGAAGUAAAAUCUGGAACCAUCAACGGUUUCAACUA